This is a messenger RNA of Echinostoma caproni, 519 nucleotides long. The record is from the annotation of a GenBank genome assembly. Lineage: Eukaryota; Metazoa; Platyhelminthes; Trematoda; Plagiorchiida; Echinostomatidae.
GGCGUCGAUUACUCGAAUAACUCUACUGGUGGAUCAGAAAGGAAAAGCGUGUCGGUUGAAGCUAAUUCUGUGCAAAUGAAUUGUGCCGAAGAAGUAACAUGUAUGACACGUUUCCAGCGUCACUUAGCGGAUUAUCUGUUUGCCAAUGGUUACCCUAAGUCCGCGCUCAAGUUGGCCCGUGAUCGACCUGAAUUGAGCGAAUUAUGCCUGACGGAAUUGUUCGAAGAGGCGGUCCAAAUUGAAGAUGCAUUGUAUCGUGGUGACACGGGCCCUGCUCAUAACUGGAUUCAGGAGGCGAAUUUUAAGCUUAAGAAAAGUGAAAGUUACUUUGAAUUCGAUCUCCGCGUGUUCGAAUUCUACCUCCUGGUGCGCGAAGGUAAACGUAUGGAAGCAAUACAUUUAGUCGGGGGUGUUUCAGCGAAAAAAUCAUUGUCCCGAGGUUCUAUUGAAGUACCUAUUGAUAAUCUACGUUUAAAGGCUCCUCCAGAGGGAGCAGUUCUACUUGCUGCUUUCUUGUAG